This is a messenger RNA of Aspergillus welwitschiae, 909 nucleotides long. Its product is annotated as putative quinol monooxygenase. The transcript has 4 exons. The record is from RefSeq and is a predicted model, not a curated record. Lineage: Eukaryota; Fungi; Ascomycota; Eurotiomycetes; Eurotiales; Aspergillaceae. Bases 1 to 909 code for a protein of 302 amino acids.
AUGACCAACACUCAGUUUGGCGAAGAAUGCGACAUUGUCGCUGUCCUGACCCCUAAGCCUGGCAAAUUGGAUCGAGUUGCUGAGCUUCUCACCAAGCUUACCGCAUGUGUCAAGAAGAAUGAGCCCGGUGUUUUGAGUUUCCACUUGUACAAAGACUUCGAUCGUGAGACCGGUCAAGAGGAGCUGGUUCUGGUUGAGAAAUACGUCAACAAAGAGGCAUAUGAUCUUCACGCCGAACUGCCCGACUUCCAAGCCAUGCAUGCUACUUUCCGCUCCGAGGAACUCAUGGCCAAACCCAUCCUGAUCAAGAGUGUGAAGCCAUUGAACAACCCCCCAGUACUAGCUACUUUCUAUCAUCGUUCUACAUUCCUCCUUCCAUAUUCCAACUUCAAUACCGAACCACCAGUGAAGAGCAUAGUCGCAACCAUGAACAUCCGCACAACCGUUGAAGCAUUUUGUGCCGACUUCGCUAACGGAACCCACCCGACCACCAUCCUUGACUCGCGCUUCACUAGCAACCCUGAAAUCUACGAGUACGGUCCCAGCUGGGCACGAUCCCGACUUCCCUACCUGGGACGGUCCUGGACUGGACGACGGUCUUCACCUGCGCCGUCCUCCGAGGAGGACACCACUUGUGAUGCCUACUUCGACGUCCUCGGACAAACGCUCUUCUUCGAGCCGGACAAUCGGGAGCCGACCUCUCCGCCUGAUCAGUUCUUGGUCUCGACUUCGAAUGGGAGUGACGAUGCUGUCAUGGUCAAACUGACUUCGACAGUUGGAAGCAAUGCGACGGGAAAUAAGUGGGUGGAGACAUUCGUGUUUUUGUUUGGAAAGUUUGAUGCCCAGGGUAGGAUUGGCAAGUUGGAAAUUUGGUCGGAUUCGUUGAGUGCUUGGGUGAAUUCUGAGUAG